AUGCGCCAGCACUUGCCUGGCUUGGUGCUCCUCCUGGUCGCGUGCGGCGACGCCGCCCUCGGGCUUGACGAGCCCAGCCGGUGCCUCCCUGCCUGGGGCGGCGCCGGCGGCGCGGGCUGCCCGGCCUCGGAGCCGGAGGAGGAGGCCGAGGAGGCGGAGGCGCUGCGGCUGCUGCUGGUGCAGGGCCCGGUGCGGGCUGCGCGCGGUGGCACCAAGAGCUCGGGAGCGCGCUGGCGGACGCUCAUAACCGUCCGGCUUGCCCUGGGCGUGGCGCGCGCUCUGCUGGACGCGGUGCCCGCGCAGUCUGGCGCCGCGCAGUGCCGGCUCUGCGGCGCUGCCCGGGGGCUGCCGAUGGAGCAGGCGCUGCUCGGCUCCGCGGCGGGGGGGGAGGGCAGACUCGACCUGCGCGGUUGCGCGUACCUGGCUGGGCUGGUGUUGACCUGGGUGGCGCAGUCGGAAGUGUGCCAGCUGGUUCAGGUGGAGCACUACAACAAGCCCAUGGCCAUCACAUGGUUCAACCACUCGGUGGGUGUGCUGGUGUUCCCCCUGACUCUGCUCGGCGGCGGCAGCGCUGCCGAGAGCAUGGCGAGGCUGAGGAAAGCGAUGCCUGGCGGCCUCCUGCCCCUGAACGCCGUCUGGCUAUCUUGUGUGUUCUUGCUGGCCGACUGGCUGUGGUACGUGGGUCUGCCGCACACGUCGGUUGCCACGGGGACCACGAUCUUCAAUACCUCUGGCUGCUGGGUCGCUGUGCUUCAGCUGCUGCUGGGCGAGCCUCAAUGUUCGGCCAGGCAUGUGUUGGCGAUGGCCGCCACCAUGCUGGGCGUAUUCGUGGUCAGCAGGGAUCCAGGGUCGGACAAGGCGUCGCUCCACCCAGGUUCGCGCGGCGAGCAGAUGGUGGGCAACGCCUUCGUGAUGCUCGCUGCGAUGGGGUACGCAGUCUAUGAGGUGUUCUUCGACAGGGCGCUGAAAGUGGAUGGCCUCGACGUCCUGACCACCAACCUCUUCUUGUCGCUCGUGUCUGCAGCCAACCUGGCCCUCCUCUGGCCUGCCACCCUGCUGCUCGGGAUCAGCGCCGCGCGGGGGCCUCUCGCGGAGGUGCCCGAGCUGCCCUCGGGCGCUGCCAUCCGGGGCCUGUGCGUGAACGCCGCGCUCGCCACCACGUUCAACCUGUUCCUGGGCCUGGCAGUGGUGCGGACCUCCCCGCUGCUGACCGCUGUGGCGUGCGCGCUGACAAUCCCGACAGCCCUCGUCGUCGAUUCAGUUUUCCACGGGGACAGCUUCGACGAAACCGGGCUCGCCGGCUCGGCGCUCAUAGUGGGCGGCUUUCUCGCCCUCGCGACGGUCAAGGCCCUCCGCACCCUGCUGCCAGGAAGGGUCGAGCUGCGCUCUGCCUCGGCCGGCGACCGGCUGGCGCACCCCGGCGUGGCCCGCCGUGGCCCGUCUCGGCGCGCCUGCCUGGCCUGGGGAGGGGUUGGCCGGAGACAAGUACGAACGAUGUACACGAUCCAACGCAACAGUACACCAAUGUGCCACGUCCGCAUCCAGAAGUUCGAGGUGGGCAAUCUGGAUACAUACCAGGCUUGGGUCAAGACCCAGUCAGCGUGCGCCGAGCAGAUGGAGACGGCAUUGGCCGAGGCGGACGCGGAGUAUGCCACCAUCGUAUCGGAGGUUGCGGGGAGAGUCAGUAAGGAUGGAGUUUGCAAGGAUGGUGAUUGUGAGCGGCACGCAGCAGGCCCCGUGGCCCUCGCCGGCGGCGCGCCGCCGCGCGCCGCGGGCGGCGCGCCCGUCGCCCUGGGCGCCGCCCUGGCAUUCGUGGCCGCGGCCGCCUGCGCGGUGCAGCUGACGGGGCUCCUGUGCCAGGAUCCCGCGCUGGCCGAAGGGGGGGAGCACGACUGCGGCACCCCCGUCGCGCCAGAGGAGCAGCAGGCCGCCGCGCCGCCCGCAGCGGCCCCCGGCGCGCCCGCCCGCGGCGCUGCUGGCCUCGGGCGCUGGGCCUGCGCCAGCCCGGGGCCCUCCUGCCAGAGCCUCGGGCCGCCGCCCUUGGCGGCCACACCCGCGGCGAGCCUGCCGCGCCUGCCGCCGGCGCCGAGGGCGUCCGCCGUGGCCGCCGGCGGCGGCCCGCGGCCGUCCCUGCCGCCGGCCUCGGGGGCGGCCGGCGGCAGCCCGCGGCAGUCGGUGGCGGCUCUGGGCGGGCCGCGGCGCUCCGCGGCGCCCGCGAUGGCCCGCGGCGGCCCGCGGCAGGGGGCCGUGCCGGGGCCGUUGUGGGCCUCGGCCACGGCGCAGCGCGGCCCGCAAGAGGAGUCUGCGAUGCGCUCCAACGCUGAGCUCGCCGACGCCCGACGUGAGGCGCGUGCCAGCGCCGGCGGCGUCGCGCUGCCAGGGCCCCUGUGCCCGGCGCUGAUCGUGCCGCAGGACCAGGCCGAUUUCUCGGUCUCGGUGGGCGCGCUGCUCGCGCUCGCCUCGCGGCCCGGCGAGUCGGUGGAGGUCCUCGGCCCGGGCGGGCGCCCGCUGCUCCACGCCCGCUCCGGCGGCACCGAGGGCAGCGCCCUCCAGUGGCUCGAGCUCGUGACCACCCCCGCCUCGCCGUACCCGCACGCGCGUGCGGGCCCGCUGGGCGCCGGCGCGCACCAGCACGGGACUGUCGAGAUAGCGGGGCCUCAGGUCUCCAGCGACCUGAUUUGGUCGACUGGCGGUGUUCCCUCGAUGUCCGACUCUGGCUGGAAUGGCGGCACCUACGCGAAGACCCUGGCGACAUCUACACGAAUGGCCUUCUUCUCUGAGCCUGAGAAUAUUAUGUUCUGCCUAUGCCCCAUGGCGGAGCUGGACGGGGCCUUCGCGUGGAAGCCGCAGGUGCUCUCCGAGGAGGUGGCCGGCAGCGACGGCGACGAGCCCCGGCCGGUCGUGGCCACGCCGGAGCACGUGUCUCCGGUCGUGUGGCCGCCGCAGUCCCCCGACGCGCUCGGCAUGCAGCGGCCCGGCGCGGUGGCGUCCAGCGUCGCCGCAGCCGCCGGCAACAGCAUCGAGGCGAGGGGUCGUUUCCGCAAGAAGGCUGGCAACAGGGGCGACGACAAGGCGGCAGCUGCCGGCGACGCCGCCCCGCUGGCCGCCGCUGCCGCCAAGGCCGUGGCGCAGCAGGCCCCCCGCGCGCAGAAGCGGGAGGACGGCUGGCUGCCAAAGGCGGAGUACGAGGCAAAGAAGCGCGAGGAGCGCGCGCGGAGGCAGCGCGAGAGGGAGCAGGCCUCCGCGGCGGGCGGCAAGGGCGCCGCCUCGCGCAGCGGUCGUGCCAGCAACACGCUGUGGGAGGGCCUUCCAAAGCGGCCAGAUCCGCCCAAGGACACGCCCGAGGCGCGCAGGCAGCGCGAGGAGGAGGAGGCGCAGCUGCGGGCGCGCGACAUGCUGCGGGGUGCCACCUCGGCGGAGGAGAUGCGCGCCGCCAUCGACGCGGCGCGGGAGCUGGGGCUCGUGGAGGAGGUGAGAUUGGGCGAGCGGAAGCUCGCGAAGAUGGAUGUCGCAUCAUAA
This is a messenger RNA of Prorocentrum cordatum, 3519 nucleotides long. The record is from the annotation of a GenBank genome assembly. Lineage: Eukaryota; Dinophyceae; Prorocentrales; Prorocentraceae.